This is a messenger RNA of Coregonus sp. 'balchen', 10228 nucleotides long. NCBI's taxonomy places the organism in Eukaryota, Metazoa, Chordata, Actinopteri, Salmoniformes, Salmonidae. The record is from the annotation of a GenBank genome assembly.
AUGGUGUCUGGUGAUAAUGUGACUUCUGACAAGGAGGAGUAUACCCCCACUGAGGGAUCAUCAGUGUCUCUGAGCUGUACAUAUGAAACAAGCAGCAGUAACAUCUACCUUUACUGGUACCAACAACACCCUAACCAGGCACCUGAUUACCUACUGUAUAAAGGUGCCAGAGCAAAUAGUGUUGACCAUAUCUCUAAUCAUCUAUAUGAAUCUACAACAUCCCAAACGUCAACUACACUCAUGAUAAAACAAGUAACUCUGGCAGACACAGCUCUCUACUACUGUGCCCUGAAGGAAGCCCAGUGAUACAGAGUUUCUGAGAGGAUGUACAAAAACUAGUACACUGAUAAAUGACUUGUUUUAGAUGAGCUUGUUGGUCAUUUCCCGACCACAGUUCAUUAUCAGGCUCAGAGCAACAGAGGGUUUGUAGAUAACAUUAUUGUGGUUACACCUGUUGUGUCUAAUAAAGAGUAUGUUCGCCUUCAACGCUGCGCCUUGGUCCUCCUCUGUUCUGUCACGAUCGUCGGGAACAGAGGAGGACCAAGGCGCAGCGUUGAAGGCGAACAUACUCUUUAUUAGUGAUUACACGAACAAAAACAACAAACGAUAACGUGACGUCCACGGUCUAACACAAACCACACUGGAACAAGAUCCCACCAACCACUGUCGCAAACAGACUGAAUAAAUAUGGUUCCCAAUCAGAGACAACCAGCAACAGCUGACACUAGUUGCCUCUGAUUGAGAACCACUCUGGUCAACAUAGAAAUACACCAACUAGAAACAAGGAAACUCACACCCUGGCUCAACAUACAAGUGUCCCCAGAGCCAGGGCGUGACACCAAUAUCCCACAUCUGCUCCCCAAUUCCUCCACCUCAUCUCAGUCUAUUCAACAUCUGCCGAGACAAUAGUUACUGCAGAACCACCGUAUACGCGACUGUCAGUUAACGUUGACAAAGUGGCUGAACGUGUGGAUCUAAAGAUCUCCUCUGCUAUAUUGGAAGACUCUGCUCUGUACUACUGCGCCUUGCAGCCCAAAGUGACAGGAAACCCAGACACACUGUACACAAACCUGACAGCUCAUGAUAAACUCCACUUAUGCAUAUUUUAGGGAAGGGUGGGGCUUCCUACUGUAGGUUCAAGAAAAUAAAAUAUCCUUUAAAAAACUGUGUUGGACUUCACCCCACCAUUUACCCUCAGCUAUAUGAUGGUUCUCUACACAGUUAUUUUACUUUCUGACACGUUAGUAAAUUACUUUAUUCCUGUCAUGCGUUUAACUUAAUUUUUUUGUCUAAUGUGUAGUUUUGCAUCUUAUCCUCAGCAUACAAUCUACUUAAGUAAUAAUGCCCGAGAAGCCCAUGUUUGGAGGAUGUAUUGGCAGGGUUUCAGGCCCGAGACAUAAAUAAAUAAUACUGCUAACAAGCUUAUGCAGGCCUUUGAAGUAGUUUCAAUAAAGAACAAUACAAUCGAGAGAAAACAAAUAAAAUGUAUAUAGAUUCAGCACUUUUGUGAAGCAGAACAGUUAAAAAAUAUAUGGCAAAAUAGAAAUCAAACUGGAUGGGCUUCAGAGAUAGAUGGGAGGGGUUGAUGGUAGCUGAAGGAUGGGAUUAAAAAUUAAAAACAAACAAAAGAUAACUAACUAUUGUACAAUACCUUGUGUGGUAGUGGAGUUUAUCAUAUAGCCUCCCUACUGUCACUUUAUUUUACUGUAUAUAUAGCCUCCCUACUGUCACUUUAUUUUACUUCUGCUCUUUUUUUCUCAACACUUUUUUGUUGUUGUUUUAUUCUUACUUUUUUGUUUAAAAUAAAUGCACUGUUGGUUAAGGGCUGUAAGUAAGCAUUUCACUGUAAUGUCUGCACCUGUUGUAUUCGGCGCAUGUGACCAAUAAAAUUUGAUUUGAUUUGAUUUGAUUUGAUUUGUGUCCGUAAAAUUGAUAUACUAUGUAUAAGCUGGAAGUAGAAGUCUAAGUGUUGUUGUCCAUUAGUUUACUCGAAUUAGGAAAGGGGUGGUAGGGUUAGGGGAAAAUAAUAAAGGAAAAUAUAUUUUAAAAAGAUAUAUGUAUAUAUUAUUUUUUUUUCCCAAGAAAUAUAUGGUGCAUUGGAAAUGAUGCAGACAAUUACAUUGACAGAAGCUACAAUCUAUAUGCAGUAUUAAAGCUGAUCUACCCCCAUAAAAAAAAAAUAUAUAUAUAUAAAUAUAUAUAUAUAUAUAUAUAUAUAUAUAUAUAUAUAUAUACAGUGGGGGAAAAAAGUCUUUAGUCAGCCACCAAUUGUGCAAGUUCUCCCACUUAAAAAGAUGAGAGAGGCCUGUAAUUUUCAUCAUAGGUACACGUCAACUAUGACAGACAAAUUGAGGGAAAAAAAUCCAGAAAAUCACAUUGUAGGAUUUUUUAUGAAUUUAUUUGCAAAUUAUGGUGGAAAAUAAGUAUUUGGUCACCUACAAACAAGCAAGAUUUCUGGCUCUCACAGACCUGUAACUUCUUCUUUAAGAGGCUACUCUGUCCUCCACUCGUUACCUGUAUUAAUGGCACCUGUUUGAACUUGUUAUCAGUAUAAAAGACACCUGUCCACAACCUCAAACAGUCACACUCCAAACUCCACUAUGGCCAAGACCAAAGAGCUGUCAAAGGACACCAGAAACAAAAUUGUAGACCUGCACCAGGCUGGGAAGACUGAAUCUGCAAUAGGUAAGCAGCUUGGUUUGAAGAAAUCAACUGUGGGAGCAAUUAUUAGGAAAUGGAAGACAUACAAGACCACUGAUAAUCUCCCUCGAUCUGGGGCUCCACGCAAGAUCUCACCCCGUGGGGUCAAAAUGAUCACAAGAACGGUGAGCAAAAAUCCCAGAACCACACGGGGGGACCUAGUGAAUGACCUGCAGAGAGCUGGGACCAAUGUAACAAAGCCUACCAUCAGUAACACACUACGCCGCCAGGGACUCAAAUCCUGCAGUGCCAGACGUGUCCCCCUGCUUAAGCCAGUACAUGUCCAGGCCCGUCUGAAGCUUGCUAGAGUGCAUUUGGAUGAUCCAGAAGAGGAUUGGGAGAAUGUCAUAUGGUCAGAUGAAACCAAAAUAUAACUUUUUGGUAAAAACUCAACUUGUCGUGUUUGGAGGACAAAGAAUAUUGAGUUGCAUCCAAAGAACACCAUACCUACUGUGAAGCAUGGGGGUGGAAACAUCAUGCUUUGGGGCUGUUUUUCUGCAAAGGGACCAGGACGACUGAUUCGUGUAAAGGAAAGAAUGAAUGGGGCCAUGUAUCGUGAGAUUUUGAGUGAAAACCUCCUUCCAUCAGCAAGAGCAUUGAAGAUGAAACGUGGCUGGGUCUUUCAGCAUGACAAUGAUCCCAAACACACCGCCCGGGCAACGAAGGAGUGGCUUCGUAAGAAGCAUUUCAAGGUCCUGGAGUGGCCUAGCCAGUCUCCAGAUCUCAACCCCAUAGAAAAUCUUUGGAGGGAGUUGAAAGUCCGUGUUGCCCAGCGACAGCCCCAAAACAUCAUGCUCUAGAGGAGAUAUGCAUGGAGGAAUGGGCCAAAAUACCAGCAACAGUGUGUGAAAACCUUGUGAAGACUUACAGAAAACGUUUGUUGAGUUGAGUUUUGUUUUUACCAAAAUGUUAUAUUUUGGUUUCAUCUGACCAUAUGAAAUUCUUCCAAUCCUCUUCUGGAUCAUCCAAAUGCACUCUAGCGAUCUUCAGACGGGCCUGGACAUGUACUGGCUUAAGCAAGGGGACACGUGUGGCACUGCAGGAUUUGAGUCCCUGGCGGCGUAGUGUGUUACUGAUGGUAGGCUUUGUUACUUUGGUCCCAGCUCUCUGCAGGUCAUUCACUAGGUCCCCCCGUGUGGUUCUGGGAUUUUUGCUCACCGUUCUUGUGAUCAUUUUGACCCCACGGGGUGAGAUCUUGCGUGGAGCCCCAGAUCGAGGGAGAUUAUCAGUGGUCUUGUAUGUCUUCCAUUUCCUAAUAAUUGCUCCCACAGUUGAUUUCUUCAAACCAAGCUGCUUACCUAUUGUAGAUUCAGUCUUCCCAGCCUGGUGCAGGUCUACAAUUUUGUUUCUGGUGUCCUUUGACAGCUCUUUGGUCUUGGCCAUAGUGGAGUUUGGAGUGUGACUGUUUGAGGUUGUGGACAGGUGUCUUUUAUACUGAUAACAAGUUCAAACAGGUGCCAUUAAUACAGGUAACGAGUGGAGGACAGAGGAGCCUCUUAAAGAAGAAGUUACAGGUCUGUGAGAGCCAGAAAUCUUGCUUGUUUGUAUGUGACCAAAUACUUAUUUUCCACCAUAAUUUGCAAAUAAAUUCAUUAAAAAUCCUACAAUGUGAUUUUCUGGAGAAAAAAAAUGUCAAUUUGUCUGUCAUAGUUGACGUGUACCUAUGAUGAAAAUUACAGGCCUCUCUCAUUUUUAAGUGGGAGAACUUGCACAAUUGGUGGCUGACUAAAUAUUUUUUUCCCCCACUGUAUAUCCAUAUAAUUUUCCUUCCACAUGAUGCCAUCUAUUUUGUGUACUGCACCAGUCCCUCCUGCACUAAAGUACCCCCACGGCAUGAUGCUGCAACCCCCGUGCUUCACGGUUGGGAUGGUGAACUUCGGCUUGGAAGCGACCCCCUUUUUCCUCCAAACAUAACGAUGGUCAUUAUGGCCAAACAGUUCUAUUUUUGUGUCAUCAGACCAGAGGACAUUUCUCCAAAAAGUACGAUCUUUGUCCCGAUAUGCAGUUGCAAACCGUAGUCUGUCUUUUUUAUUGCAGUUUUGGAGCAGUGGCUUCUUCCUUGCUGAGCGGCAUUUCAGGUUAUGUCGAUAUAGGACUCGUUUUACUGUGGAUAUAGAUACUUUUGUACCUGUUUCCUCCAGCAUCUUCACAAGGUCCUUUGCUGUUGUUCUGGGAUUGAUUUGCACUUUUCGCACCAAAGUACGUUAAUCUCUAGGAGACGUGUCUCCUUCCUGAGCGGUAUGACGGCUGCGUGGUCCCAUGGUGUUUAUACGUGCAUACUAUUGUUUGUACAGAUGAACGUGGUACCUUCAGGCGUUUGGAAAUUGCUCCCAAGGAUGAACUAGACUUGUGGAGGUCUACAUUUGUUUUUUCUGAGGUCUUGGCUGAUUUCUUUUGAUUUUCCCAUGAUGUCAAGCAAAGAGGCACUGAGUUUGAAGGUAGGCCUUGAAAUACAUCCAUAGGUACACCUCCAAAUGACUCAAAUGAUGUCAAUUAGCCUAUCAGAAGCUUCUAAAGCCAAGACAUCAUUUUCUGGAAUUUUCCAACCUGUUUAAAGGCACAGUCAACUUAGUGUAUGUAAACGUAUGACCCACUGGAAUUGUGAUACAGUGAAUUAUAAGUGAAUUAAUCUGUCUGUAAACAAUCUGUCUGUAUAUAUAUAUAUAUAUAUAUAUAUAUAUAUAUAUAUAUAUAUGUUGUUAUGAGGGGGAAAGGGACCAAAUUAUUAGGGUGAGGCAAAUGGACAAUAAACAACUUCCUAUGCAACAUAGGCCAACGUACAUACUAAUGCAUGGCCAAUAUAUUCAACCUUUUCUGGCCCAUGGUGUUGCGUGUGAAUGGUUAUCCUUUUAAGCUUGGAAAAGAGACCCUUAAACCCAGACUUGGACCGCACACCCUCUCCACCGAAAAGCAUGGGAAGCAAAAUAGUGAUUGCUUUGCAAUGCUUCAACUUUCUAGCUCUCCCUAUAGAUUUUGUGGUGACGUAGUGUCCCCAUGUGUGACAGAACACUGAGCCAAUCACGGCGCAACUAGAGAAGUACCAUCCCCUACACUCUGUAUUUUACGCUGGCUGCCCCUCGACCUCAGAAAGCACUGAGCUAGGCUGAAAUACCUGCAUUUUGGAGCUGCUUUACUCAAGAAAGCAAAAAAAGAGACCAUAUUUGUGUGCGGCUUUAUUAACUCCACACAAACGGAUAUGUGACACGUAUUAAUGGCAAAAUAACAUGCAAAACAGGCACACAAAAAAUAUAAAUAUACAGUAUAUAUAUACAGUACCAGUCAAAAGUUUGGACACACCUACUCAUUCAAGGGUUUGUCUUUAUUUUUACUAUUUUCUAAAUUUUACAAUAAUAGUGAAGACAUCAAAACUAUGAAAUAACACAUAUGGAAUCAUGUAGUAUGUCACGAUUCUCUAAAGCAGAACCCAGAAGCAGACCAGGACAAGGUGAGUAGAACGAAGGUGAGUAUUUAUUUACAGAAUCAAAUGUGGAAGCAGAAUAAUCCAGGAGACGGAGCGGGCAGCGGAGGCGAGUUGGUGGGAGUGAAUAGGCUGAUCCAGUAGUGUCACAGAAGCCACUGACGACCCGGCAGGGGUGGGGUGAAUGUUCCGGGAGAAUGACUGUAGACAGAGUAAACGGAGGUGAGUACACAGCAAGCAAAAGGUACAGAACAACUAAACUAACUCUUGUAAACUUGAGGCUGAUACGCUGACACAACAUACUGUUCAUGGCUAACGAUCCGGCAGGGAAUGGAUGUCAGGUCAGAGCUUAUGAAGUGGAGAGGUGAUGAUCAGGACCAGGUGUGCAGAUAGCUGAUGAGAUGCAGGUGCGGGUAAUCGAGAGAUCUCCCGCCUAGCCUCGUCGCCCGGCAACCAGACAGGGUGCGUUCAGGAACCUCAGGAAGCAGACUCCAAGACAGAAAACAGGCAACUCAGGCAAAAACAGACUCAGGAAGCGGGAUUCAUGACAUAGUAACCAAAAAAGUAUUAAACAAAUCAAAAUAUAUUUAAUAUUUGAGAUUCUUCAAAGUAGCCACCCUUUGCCUUGAUGACAGCUUUGCACACUCAUGGCAUUCUCUCAACCAGCUUCACCUGGAAUGCUUUUCCAACAGUCUUGAAGGAGUUCCCACAUAUGCUUAGCACUUGUUGGCUGCUUUUUCUUCACUUUGCCGUCCGACUCAUCCCAAACCAUCUCAAUUGGGUUGAGGUCGGGGCAAUGUGGAGGCCAGGUCAUCUGAUGCAGCACUCCAUCACUCUCCUUCUUGGUCAAAUAGCCCUUACACACACUGGAGGUGUGUUGGGUCAUUGUCCUGUUGAAAAACAAAUGAUAGUCCCACUAAGCCCAAACCAGAUGGGAUGGCGUAUCGCUGCAGAAUGCUGUGGUAGCCAUGCUGGUUAAGUGUGCCUUGAAUUCUCAUAAAGACAAGGCGGUUGGAACCAAAAAUCUCAAAUUUAGGACAAAUUUCCACCGGUCUAAUGUCCAUUGCUCGUGUUUCUUGGCCCAAGCAGGUCUCUUCUUCUUAUUGGUGUCCUUUAGUAGUGGUUUCUUUGCUGCAAUUCGACCAUGAAGGCCUGAUUCAUACAGUCCCCUCUGAACAGUUGAUGUUGAGAUGUGUCUGUGACUUGAACUCUGUGAAGCAUUUAUUUGGAAUGCAAUUUCUGAGGCUGGUAACUCUAAAGAACUUAUCCUCUGCAGCAGAGGUAACUCUGGGUCUUUCAUUCCUAUGGUGGUCCUCAUGAGAGCCAGUUUCAUCAUAGCGCUUGAUGGUUUUUGCGACUGCACUUGAAGACAUUUUCAAAGUUCUUGAAAUGUUCCGUAUUGACUGACCUGAAUGUCUUAAAUUAAUGAUGGACUGUCGUUUCUUUUUGCUUAUUUGAGCUGUUCCUGCCAAAAUAUGGACUUGGUCUUUUACCAAAUAGGGCUAUCUCCUGUAUACCACCCCCUACCUUGUCACAACACAACUCAUUGGCUCAAACGCAUUAAGAAGGAAAUAAAUUCCACAAAUUCAUUGAAAUGCAUUCCAGGGGACGACCUCAUGAAGCUGGUUGAGAAAAUGCCAAGAGUGUGCAAAGCUGUCAUCAAGGCAAAGGGUGGCUACUUUGAAGAAUCUCAAAUCUCACAUAUAUUUUGAUUUGUUUAUCACUUUUUUGGUUACUACAUGAUUUCAUGUGUGUUAUUUCAUAGUUUUGAUGUCUUCACUAUUAUUCUACAAUGUAGAAAAUAGUCAAAAUAAAGAAAAAUCUUGGAAUGAGUAGGUGUGUCCGAACUUUUGACUGGUACUGUAUAUAUAUACACAUAUAUACAUAUAUACUAGAAGUCUAAAGUUUGGACACACCUACUCAUUCAAUAGUUUUCCUUUAUUUUUACUAUUUUUUAAAUUGUAGAAUAAUAGUGAAGACAUCAAAACUAUGAAAUAACACAUAUUAAAUCAUGUAGUAACCAACAAAGUGUUAAACAAAUCAAAAUAUAUUUUAUAUUUGAGAUUCUUCAUAUAACCACCCUUUGCCUUGAUGACAACAGCUGAAAACCCUUAACCACAAACCACAGAAGAAGAGUUACAUAUCCAGUUAUCAGAGGAGGAGCCUCAUAGUCAAACACUGGUAUAGGCUGGGUAUAGGUGCAAGCAUGAGGAUGUCUCUGUAGAGGAUCUACUCAGCUCUCUCACUGUCUUAUCUCUCAGUUGGUUUAUCUAGUCUGUGUCAGGAUGUCACUCAUAUUACUGUUGAUCCUCUCUGUGUUUGUAGGUGAGUGCUGAAUUCUCAGCUGAAACCAAAUAAAAUGUUAUUUGCCAUUGUGUUCAAUUAACGAUUCCAUAAAAACUAAAUGGUAGUAAUACUCUAAAAUUGUGAUUGUUACUGUUAUCAUGUAUGUACGUUAUCAUGUCUGUAUGUUUUGAAUCAUAAUAUAUUCACGUUGUUGCAGGCGAUAGUAUGGAGCAGGAAACAAUAACUCCAGUGAAGCCUGAAGUCAAUGCUCUCCAAGGAACAGACAUCACUCUCUCCUGCAACUACAAGGGAAACGUUUACAAUCUCCAAUGGUAUCGUCAAUACCACGGAUCUGGACCAGAAUGUCUUCUUUUGAUCCUACAAAGCAGCAUGUAUGUACAGAAUACAUCCAUUACCACUCCACGACACACUGGUAGACUGAAUGAAGAGAAGACCCGUGUUGACUUAAAGAUAUCCUCUGCUAUAUUGGAAGACUCUGCUCUGUACUACUGCGCCUUGCAGCCCACAGUGACAGGAAACCCAGACACACCGCACAAAAACCUGUCAAGAGCCUUGGGGAUAAACAGUGUAUUGAUGGAGACAUUGCAUUCAGUUAUUAUUUAGAGUACAUUAUUACAAAUAUUUUCCCUGCAUCUCCACGUCAACUGAAAAAUAAAAUAUAACUGUUAUUUUAUUGAAAUAUAUUCCCUUCUUCAGGAAAUAAUACUUGAUAUUGUAUUCAUGUUCCUGUUGUGAUAUAACAUGAUCAGAGAUACUAGUCUGAAUAAAUACAGAAUGAAGAACAUUUGUGUUGUUUUGCUUCCUUAGAGGAUUAAGGGCAGUAAUUGACUUAUUCUUAUCCAUUGGUUUUUGUCAACAGCAUACAUUUUGAGACAAUACCAAUAGACGGCAGUCAUGAGCUAAAAUAUCUCUAAUCAGAACUACAGCAAAAUCAUGAAGAUGACAUUAAGCAGAAAUUCAACCUUGAAAGACAGUUGAACUCAAAUACCCAACCACCUUUAGUGUAGAGAGGUGGAGCUACAAAGUCAAUGAGUGCUUUGACAUUACAGUAUGUAGUCCACAAGCAGUUUGAGGAGAGGAUAGUGAUAUACUCUUACUUGACAGCGCACAAAGCCAGUCAUUCAUUCCCCAUGAAGAUGUUUUAUGCAAUUCUGCUUUUUUCAAUGUUCAUUUGUAAGUGCACAUGUUUUGCAUUGCAGUUUUGGAUUGCAGACAUAUGUUAUGGUACAUGAAUUGCAAUAUGAUUUAUUCAAAAAAGUUUUAACAUUAUUUAUUUCAGGUAGCAGUUAUGAGGAGGAAAUAAUAUCAGCCACAACUGAAGAGCAUGUUUUAGAGGGUGAUGGUGUUACUCUGUCCUGCAACUACACUGGCACUUACAGUACUGAUACUUUACUGUGGUAUCAACAAUACCCCAAAUCAAAACCAGAAUUUCUGCUUCUCAUCACUGGAUUUAAUAAACAUCAUGAAUCGACCAACCCUCGACUGUCUGUUAAACUGAAUGAUAAGAAGACCCGCGUGGAUCUGGAGAUCUCCUCUGUUGAUGUAACAGAUUCUGCUCUGUAUUACUGUGCUCUGAAGCCCACAGUGACAGGAAACCCAUAAACACUGUACAAAAACCUGACAACAUACAGUAUACUGUAGGAAGAAAGCCAUAACAGAAAAGAUUUCACGUCAGUUUCAAGAGGAGGCGCUGUAUAAUCAAAGAUAUACAUGUAGCUUAUUGGAUGUUAUUGUUCAGGAAGUAGCUAGUCAGUCAGGUCUCUCAGUGCUGUCUGUCUGUCUGUCUGUUUCUCAAAGGUCUAG